Ochotona princeps (American pika) is the source of this 2464-nucleotide messenger RNA. RefSeq names its product ATM interactor (gene ATMIN). Gene Ontology annotation, cellular component: nucleus. The record is from RefSeq and is a predicted model, not a curated record. The transcript is spliced from 4 exons. Gene Ontology annotation, biological process: regulation of transcription by RNA polymerase II. Gene Ontology annotation, molecular function: transcription cis-regulatory region binding; DNA-binding transcription factor activity, RNA polymerase II-specific. Lineage: Eukaryota; Metazoa; Chordata; Mammalia; Lagomorpha; Ochotonidae. Bases 22 to 2457 code for a protein of 811 amino acids.
CUGCGCGGCGGUGCUGGAGCUAUGGCGGCCUCGGAGGCGGCGGCGGCGGCGGGGCCCGCGGCUCUGGCGGCGGGCGGUCCGGCCGUGCCGGCGGCCGCGAGGGGAGCCGCCGCCGCCGCCUCGGGCCCGUGGGGCCUCCCGGGGCCCCGGCUGAGGGGGAGUCGCCCGCGGCCCUCAGCGUCCAGGCAGCCGCCCGCGGCCCCCGCGCCGCCGGCCCGGGAGCUCAUCCAGCCGUCGGUCAGCGAGCUGUCCCGGGCGGUGCGGACCAACAUCCUGUGCACCGUGCGCGGCUGCGGCAAGAUCCUGCCCAACAGCCCGGCGCUCAACAUGCACCUCGUCAAGAGCCACCGGCUGCAGGAUGGCAUAGUAAAUCCAACAGUAAGAAAAGAUUUGAAAACUGUGCCGAAAUUCUACUGCUGUCCAAUUGAAGGAUGCCCUAGAGGCCCCGACAGACCGUUUUCUCAGUUCUCCCUCGUGAAACAGCACUUCAUGAAGAUGCAUGCUGAAAAGAAGCAUAAAUGCAGUAAGUGCAGCAAUUCGUACGGCACUGAGUGGGACCUGAAGAGACAUGCAGAGGACUGUGGGAAGACAUUCCAGUGCACGUGUGGCUGUCCCUACGCCAGCAGGACAGCGCUGCAGUCCCACAUCUACCGGACUGGCCACGAGAUCCCUGCAGAGCACAGGGAUCCACCUAGUAAGAAAAGGAAAAUGGAAAACUGCUUACAAAACCAGAAGUUGUCCAAUAAGACCAUUGAAUCACUGGGCAACCAACACACCCCCACACUAGACUCUCAAGAACUAGAAACAUCAGAAAGCAAGCUCGGAGCCACUGUGGAAGACUCCUGUGGCUCCAGUGCCAAAAAGCAGACUCUGACUUCUCCAAGAUACUCUCAGAAGUUGCUCUUACCGAAGCCCAAAGUGGCUCUGGUUAAGCUCCCUGUGAUGCAGUUUUCCUCUGUGCCCGUCUUUGUGCCUACGGCCGACCCCUCGGCCCAGCCUGUGAUGUUAGGUGUGGAUCAGGGCUCUGGCACAGGGGCUGUGCACUUAGUGCCCCUGCCCGUGGGAACCCUGAUCCUCGGCCUGGACUCGGAGGCCUGCUCUCUUAAAGACAGCCUCCCGCUUUCAAAAAUCAUAAACCCUGUUGCUGUAGAGCCAAUCAGUACAGGUGUACAAGUGAACUUGGGCAAAGGUCCAUCCAGUCUUGUACAAGCACAGGGGGGCACAGGUCAGAAGAGCAGCCUGUGUUCAACCAAUGUGCAGACAGACCUGUCUUACGCCUCCCACGGUGUCCUGCCUUCGGCACAGUGGGCUGGCCCUGACUCUGCCGUGUCCUCCUGUUCUCAGACUGACUUGUCAUUUGAUGCUCAGGUGUCCCUUCCCAUCAGUGUCCACACCCAGACAUUUGUGCCCAGCUCCAAGAUGACCUCAUCCAUAGCUGCCCAGACAGACGUGCUCCUGGAGCCUUGCUUUCAGUCAGGUGGGGUCUCCCGAGAAACUCAGACCAGCAGGAUGUCAGCUCCCACAGAGGACUGCGUGCCUGUGAGCCACGCCGGGAUGUGUGGAGACAUCUUUGAGAGCGUCCAUUCGUCCUACAGUGUCUCCGCAGACACCAUGAUGAGCAGCAGUCUGGAGGCAGAGUCAGUGACUCAGGGUUUGCUGCCCAAAGCUUUAAAUCCAGAGAUUGAGAAAUCAACACCAAUGUUAAACUUCAGCACACAGAACACCACAGAUAAUCAGACCCAAACCAUAGAUCUGUUAAGUGACUUGGAAAACAUCUUGUCAAGUAACCUGCCUGGUCAGACAUUGGAUAAUCGCAGUCUUCUGCCUGACACGAAUCCAGGGCCUGACCCCCAGCUCCCAUCUGGCCCAAGCCAGAACCCUGGAAUAGAUUUUGAUAUUGAAGAGUUCUUCUCAGCCUCAAACAUCCAGACACAAACCGAAGAGAGUGGGCUGAGCACCAUGAACCCUGAGCCUGUCUUAGAGUCACUAGACAUCGAGACACAAACGGACUUCUUCCUCGCAGACACGUCUGCCGCGUCCUACAGCUGCAGGGCCAAUGCUAACUUCUUAGGCCUUGAGAUGUUUGACACGCAGACACAGACAGACUUCAACUUCUUCCUGGACAGUGGCCCUCACCUGCCCCUGUCCUCCAUCCUGAAGCACUCCAGCUUCUCCAUGAGCACCGACUCGUCGGAUACAGAGACCCAGACUGAGGGCAGCUGCGCCACCAAGAACUCACCUGCCCUGGAAGGCAAGGUCGAGUUGAACAGUGCAGAGACACAGACCAUGAGCUCUGGUUUUGAAACCCUGGGGAGCUUGUUCUUCACCAGCAACGAAACUCAGACAGCAAUGGAUGACUUUCUUCUGGCUGAUUUGGCCUGGAACACGAUGGAGUCUCAGUUCAGCUCUGUAGAGACCCAAACAUGUACUGAGCCACACGCAGUCUCCAACUUCUAGUAGUGGG